AUGCGCCUGGACCUGGCCGCGGGCGUGGUGGCCGCCUUGGGCGCGGCGUUGGUGGCCGCCUUGGGCGUGGUGUUGGUGGCCGCCUGGGGCGUGGUGUUGGUGGCCGCCUGGGGCGGGGUGUUGGGCGUGGCCGCGGCCGUGCCCUUGCAGGCAAUGGCAUCCAAUGCUUCUGGCCGUCACAGAACCGUGGACCACAUGCUGCCUUUGCAGCCGCUGGACGAAGGCAGGCCCAAGCCAAAAGGGCGGGGGGCUUGGAAGCAGUGGACGCCUGAGGCGCUGUUGAGGUCUGCCUUCGGCGAAGCCACUGCCACCUUGAGGCAAUCAGCCAGGGAAGUCGAUGGGGCAAGCGCAGCCCAUGUGAUCAAAGCCCGCAUGUUUAUUGCCAAGUGCAUUCUUGAUUGCCAGGGUUCCCAUGUCCAGUCAGAAAGAAACCGGCUUAGCCAAAUGGGCAUGCUGUACCACAUUCUGAACGUGAUGUUUGACGAAACAGAAUUAGAAGUUGCCCUGACUGAAGCUGGUGCAGCCAGCUGGUCAAUAUUGGCCAGCCACAGCCAACUGAGCAUCCAUGCUGCCGGCCACGAUUUGGAAGUUGACAUAGCAAGGCCGCCCAGGGCCUUGCCGCGAAAAACGGCUUCGUGCAUGUGGGGGGCGCUCUGCCUAGACGACGGCGGCCUCAGGCCUGGUUUCAUCGGUUCAGACGCGAAGUUUUCAGCUGUUCUGGUAUCGUGCGAUCAGCAUCCAGCAAAUAUCCGAUUGCUGAAGCACUUGCACUCAGUGGUGUCGCAGAACGUCUUUGUUUUUCCAAGCCUGUGUGCUCAGCACAGAAACGGAAAUGUUAUUGAGCGAGCAACAAAACAUCUCGGUAUACUACCUGGUUCCUUUUGCGUGGCCAAGAGCACGGGCAGGGGAAAAUUCUUGAAUGAUUUGAAAGAAGCAGUCAGGAAAGUCCUGGCUGAAAAGCUUGUGAUCAUAGAUUCAGAGCCUCCUGGACUGCAAGCGGAAUGGGCAGUGGCCCGCCGGCAGGCAAAAGAUUUUUUGCACAUGAUGCUGCAAUGUGAAGACGAAACACCACAUGCAAAGCGGUCUCGGACCAGGUUCAUCGACGACUUCGUGGCUUUCUUCCCCGGCCCAUGGACAGCCCAAGCUUUUCUCGCCAACAGCCUCUUCAGUACCGGCCGCGCUCCUGACACAGCCAUGGUCCUGUCCAAGCACUUUCAAGCUUGCAGGUCGUUGGAAAACUUGAAGGCUGGAAACCUUGGCAGGGCCUACUUGCCAAACGAUGCCCGGGCCAAGGUGUUUCACGGCCUUGGGCCUGGUUCCAGUGUGACAGAAGCUGUCUUGGAAACAGUCCCGAAAGAGUUGGACAGCUACCUGGUUGUGGACGACUAUGGCUCUGUGGAGUGCGUCAAAUUUGCGAGAGACGAAUACAACAAGAGGCACCCCAUGACCUUGAUCUUCGAGACACAACAGUUCGGACGACUUUGGCUGGGGGGUGAGAAGGCCGCUCACAACAGCAAACUCCUGGCUGACAACGAAGUAUACGCAGUGUGGCCGGCCUACAAGGGCGCACGCCCAGAGAUCCCGAGCGUAUACGUCUUUGACGUUGUUGAUGGGACUGGAGCAUGCAAUGGCGACAUCUCCCUGAAGAAGGUCAUGGACAUUGUCACAGACAUAGUGGCGCUACUGCUGGCUGGGAAAAGCGUUUUGAUCGCGUGCCACAAUGGCGCUCACAGAAGCGCGACGCUGGCCUGUUUGGUUCUGAUUCGGCUUACAGCCUGGUCGGCGUCUGAGGCCGCCUUCUACCUCACCAGCAUGCGGAACAUAGUCGAUCUCAACUCCCGUGCUCCUCCUUCCGCCUAUCGCACUAUCAGCGAGCGACCUUUGGAUUUCCUGGAAGAGGUCGAGGCCGAAUUCCGCACCACUGACGCCCUGGCCACCGCAAAGCCAGCGCUUGGGUUCGUGCCUUUGAGGAGGAAGGCAUUGGAGGCCGGCUUUGAAGUCAAGUUUCCAUCGCCCAAGUCUUUGGCCACACCAGCGGCGAAGAGACGAGAGGGUUCAUCUGGGGAUGAAACGGUUGGCAGCUUUGAGCUGGCAACUGAUGGCGAUGUGACGGAUGGGGGUUCUGUGCACGGUUCAAACAAGGGCUGGACCUUGUUUGACACUGCCACUCCAGCAUCCACACCUGCUGCCAGCAGCUGCGGUGAAGGCUCGGAGCUGAGACGAAGGAAGAUUCGCAUGCUCAUGGAAGACCUCACCGCAUUGAACCGCAAGUUGGAGGGCCACGUGGACACUGCUGGCGGCUUUGAGCCUGGUCUCACACUUACAGACUCAAGCGGCAACACUGCAGCAGUGGUGGUGGGAAGUGAAUUGACGUUGAUACCUCCUGCGGCGUCUGACGAUGCUGCGCCUCAGGCGUCUGCAGUAGCUUCGCCUCCGGCGGUGUCUGAGGUGGCUGCGCCUCAGGCGGCGUUGGCCAAGGACCCGGCGGUCAAGGAAGAGACGCCGUUGGACAAGACGGCUUCAGAGCCUGCAGUUGCUGCAGAAAGGCCAACUGAGACACUGGCAGCCAAGCAAGAGGAUGGGGAAGCCAAGCCUGGUGGCAGCGCGGAAACCGCUAUGGAAGUUGACUAUGACGCCGACCCAGAGGCGAGCAUUGCUGUGGUCCAAGCUGAGCCGGCAACCAUGUCAGCCAAGGCCGAAGCCGAGGUGGAGGGUUUGUCUGACCAAGCCGAGCAAAGCCUGCUGGAGCUUUUGGAAGCACAGAAGGUCUCGCACCAGUCUCUCUUGGCAAUGCUGGAACGGCUCGAAGCUGAGCGAGUGACCGAGCAGCAGCGCGAGGAGCUCCUGCAGUCGUUGCUCUCCCGGGAUGCCGGCUUCCUAGCCAGGUUGGAUUCCAUGCCAAUACCGCUAGUGCUUGAAGUGGCUGACAAGCAGGGCAUGUCCCUCUUGCACCACGCAGUGCGUCUUGGCCAGGCAGAAGUGGUCGAGGCCAUAGUCGCCCGCUGUCCAGAAGCAGUGUCAAGAACAACCCAUGUCGACGGCAGACCUGCCAGGUGGACCCCUCUGAUGGUGUUGAUGGACACCUCUGUGCAGGCAAUGGGUGAUGAAGCCUAUCAACGCAUUGCGCGCUGCUUGUUGCAUUCUAUGUCUGCGCAAGACAUGGCCAUGCAGGCCUACCAUGGUCAAACAGCUGUGCACCUGGCCGCUGCCCAAGCGAAUUUGUGGUCUGUCAAAAAGAUCUGCUGGUCUGGCAAACGUGGCGCUGGGACCGUGGAUCUGGCUUUGAACAGCAACAUGGUGGUGGCAAACUAUUUGAAGAUGUGGGGCGGGGAGGAGCUUUGCCCCAACCCGAAGCAGCGACCACCAGUCCACAUCUGCGCUGGGAACGGCUGCUGCGCAGAUAGAGAAGCCAGCAUUGAAAAGAGCAUGGAAUGGCUCAAUUCCAAGCUGCUCGGCGCUAUCUGCGUCCCAGCGCUGAACAAAUGGACAAAGGUGCAAGAGGAUGCCGGUUUGGAGGAGCCUGUGGAUGAAGGAGAUGAAGAAUUGCGCCCUAAGUCGGCGGCUUGCUUUUGCAAGGCAUCAUUAAGCCCGGCCUUGAAGGCGUUGGAAUCUAUGAGCCAUUUGGCCCACCAGCCUGAAAGCUUCUGCUGGGAUCCAGCUGUGCUGGCCUUUGGCCCUGUUCUGUCUUGGAGCCAGGAACGCCUUAGAAUCACACGUCGUACGCUGCAGACAAAACUAACGCUUUUCAGCUGCAAAGACUGCCAGCUUGAUGCCUUUGCCAGGCAGCUCCGCGACACAGUUCCAGAGCACGAGAUUUUAGAGCCAGACACCCUCAAGUUUUUCGAGGCUGUGCUGCAGCGCGUAGUGCCAACAAGCACCUUCAUCGAAAGGACUUUCGCAAGGCUUUCUGAAUGGUCCACCGUCAGGAAGGGUCAAAAACCAAAACUGAGCAGCAUUAGUGCCAAACAUAUUUCUGGCCGUUUCAAGCAAAGCACCGAACUGUGGCGCCGACGGGUCUUGAAGCAACCGAAAGCUGCAAAGGACAAUAUCAAAAGACCAGUGUGGUCCCAUUCAAGAACCAAAGGCCGGGGCGCAAAUGGCUGGCACAUUUUCAGUAGAGAGCAUAUGCUGCAGAAUCCAGCGGGAAACUUGCAAGACCGUCAGAAGGCUGCUCAGGAUGCUUGGGCUAGAACUACUGAGGAGGAGAAAAAGCGGUAUUCGCGCUUGGCGCAGGCUCGAAAUGUUGCAUCUUCUUUGGCAGCAAACCAAGCAGCUGCAGAGAGGGAGGCAGGUCCAUCGCUUCCUGCUGGCAGCCCGUUGAAUGUUGGCACGCCUGAUGGCUUUCCAUUGGCUCGGCAUGUUGUUGCUAGCAAGCAGCAGGAAGUCAGCACCAUGUCCAAAGCGUUUGUAGAUAAUUACAAUAACUUGGAACCUGAAAAUGCAGAUGCUUUUCAUGGUGCCCCUCGUGAGCCAUAUCCUUUGAUGCCUAUUUGUCCUAAAGACGGAUGUAUGCAUUGCCUGCCAGACGCCGGCUCAGCCGUGGUGCAGUCUUUGCAUGACCGGUUUUGGUUCAUUGUCAGGCACCAUGCUCCAAAGCCCGACGCAGUAGCAAAGGAAGUGCUCCUACUCCUACUGUCUUUGCACUCUGAGAGCGCAGAUGUUUCCAAAGAUGUCGCUGUUAUGUUUCACACACGGAAGGCUCCUUGGGAGGCUGCGUUGCUUAUCCUUCACCGAGUUAGCGUUGGAGAGCUAGCAGCGCAGGGUGUUGCAUUUUCUUUGGCAUUCAGUGAGUCUGCGGCUAGUGACAAAGCUCCGGCGCUGAAUUUGACAUGUGACAGGGUCCUGUUUGUGAACCUGGCAAAGCUGGCGUCUGACUGGACAUUCCACUUUUUGGAAGUUGCUGGAAUAGUUUCACUGUCGCGUUUUGACAUCCAGGCAGUGACAGCUUUUGAAGAGAAGUCUUUUGAGAAACAGGCAAAAGCAGCUGAAGAAACGUCGCGUGCUUUGCAGGCGUUGAAUUCCCUGCUUGGGAAAAACAAAAAACGCUCUGCCAAUCCGGAGCCGGAGAAUGCUAGCGCGUCUGGCCGGAAAUCACGCAAACGGCCCAAGACUGCCUUGUCCACUGAAAAGAGGCUGCUGGGAAUUGAUUCUGGGUCUGAACAUGGAUCAAACAACAGUCAAGAAAGUUCCUGCGAAAGCGAGGAUGUGGACGUCACUGGUAUCCCUAGGCCUGAAAUGGCCGACCACUUCGACCCAGCGAGCUUUUUGCAUCAAUCGCCUGGAACUCUUCAGUCCAGAAUAGGAAGGGAGGGCAGAACCACCUCCUUGCCCCCCUUGAGAAUCCAGCCAUGCUCAGCAGAGGUCAAGAAUACCACCAAUGUCCGUCACAGACGAGGUGAGCAAUGGGGCGUAUUCAACUUGGGACCCAUUUACAGCGAAGGUGUGCGGACAGGCUAUGGUGCGAUUUGUGGUUUGCAUAGCAAUUCUGAAGAUGCCACAGGCAUCUACUGCAGGAAAGCUUUGACAAUUGGCGACCUCUCUGAGGAGGAUUGUAGACUGCGACUGAAGCGUUGGCUUUUAGCCGGGUUGAAUGAUGAUGAUUGGCCUGAAAACCAGGCUCGCUCAAGGCACUUGUCGCUAGGAGGCUUGCGCUUGCUAGAUUUUAGCGUAGGUGACCCAGAGAUUGUCUUAGACAGACAAGUGGCUGCUGGAAAAGCAGCUGCGUUGAAGGGUCGGUGUGUCUCUGCCCAGCAUGCAUUUUUGGCCGUCAAGACUCAAAGCUUUGCAAAGAGAUACCUUUUCAAAACUUAA
Molecule: messenger RNA, 5811 nt
Organism: Cladocopium goreaui
Lineage: Eukaryota; Dinophyceae; Suessiales; Symbiodiniaceae
Source: the annotation of a GenBank genome assembly